UGGAACUUGUGUUCCUCUUUUCUUUCUAGGGCUUAUUUCGACAAACACAACAACGUUCAGAGUAGCUUCUCCAUGUAGCUCACCUGCAUAAUUUUCCGUCCGAAUUCAGAUCAGUUUAACAAAUGGCGGCUCCACCUAAUGUUGAGCUGGAGGCAGCAAAGUUUCUUCAGAAACUUAUUCAGGAAUCUAAAGAUGAGCCUGCAAAAUUGGCUACAAAACUUUGUGUGAUAUUGCAGCACAUGAAAGCAAGUGGUAAAGAAAAUUCAAUGCCCUAUCAAGUGAUAUCAAAGGCCAUGGAGACUGUUAUAAGUCAGCACGGCAUUGAUAUUGAGGUUUUAAAGUCAUCACGUCUUCCACUGACUAGUGGAACUCACAUGGGGGAUACUUCGUCAUCACAAUUUGCAGGUUCUUCCCAGAUGCUUGGGGCUGUGAAGGAUUCUAAAGCAAGCUUGACUGAUAAUGAGAUGGGAAAGAUUGAUUCACAUGCUUCAAACAGGCCUCCUGUUGGCCCUAGCGGUGCUGGACACAAUAUUUAUCAAGGAUCUGUGUCUCAUCUGAGUAGUAAGUCCUUCGAUCAUGAAAGUCCAUCCAGUUUCGACACUAGGUCUACCAAUUCACAGUCACAAGAAAGGCGUGAUACACCAAAUUGGGAGAAAGCGAAUCAAAAGGAUAGUAAAAAAGGCAGCAGUAAGAGAAAGAGGGCUGAUUCAUCAGCAACCCAGCCACAUAUUGAUAAUCCCCAGCAAGUUGAUACUCACAACCCUAAUCCAAGGAAGGGAAAGGUGGUGAACAAGGUUGAACCACCCGAGAAGUUAUUUGUUGAAAGUGGCGAUCGUGGUCAGUCAAAUAUAGUUCAGAGUAGUGGUCAAAUGGAACACAUACCAUCAAUGUCUAGUAGCAUGACAUCAAUGCUUAGAGCCAAGCAAGAGAGUCAACAUUUAACAGAAAAGUCGUUGGAUUCAACAAACAUCUCAAAUUCAAUGUUAUGGACUACAAAUUCGAAGUACCCUGAAGAUAUAGAAGUUUCCUCUGCUCGUAAUGCUUUAGGUCUACUGCAAGGGGGGUCUAAAUCUUCAUCACAUGACAGUCUUAGUUCUAGGGGAGUAUGGAAUCAUAAUAAAAUGGGAUUACCAUUUGAAAAAUCUCAAGUUUCUAGGUUCCCUUCUACUGGUUGUGGUAACAUGACAGCAGACAUAUUGAUGCAGCAGUCCACCGGACCAUCCUCUGUAACAGGUGCGGGUGGAAAGAUUCAAGGAGCGAUGCCUGGUGCUUCUGGUUCAUAUCCCCCUUUAGAACAAGGAAUCUCAGUUCCAAUGCAUUUCGGCAGUUCUUCAUACGAUAAUCAAGGUUUGACUGCAAAGAUGCAUAAGGAAAGAAGCAUGGAAGCCUUCCCGACCACAUCUGAUAAAAAUGUAGAAGCCCAGUUCUUUUCUGCUAAUCGCGGGGAAGGAGCAUCCACAACCCUCUCCUCUGGAAAGGCCUUGGAGUAUGAAGGUGGUGUUCCAAAUACAUUGGCAAAUGAAAAUAAGAUACUUCAGGGUGGGUUCCGAAACAAUGUUGCAGACAUGAGCAUGUUCAGAAAUGCAUCUUCUAGAGAUACAGGAAAAUCACCAAUCUCCCAGGCUCCUGCUGCUUCUGGCAUGCCUUUCAAGGAACAACAUCUAAAACAGCUCAGAGCUCAGUGCCUUGUUUUUUUGGCUUUCAGGAAUGGUUUGAUGCCCAAAAAAUUGCAUCUUGAAAUUGCACUUGGAAACUUCUUUCCGAAGGAAGGUGUCAUUGGAGAUGAGCAUCGCAAAGAGCAUGUUGACCAAAAAGGAAAAGAGCAUUCUAUCAAUGAAUCAAGCAGCAUUUCUGAAGUCACAGUGCCACUUGGAAAACCAAAUAAUGCGAGGGAAGCUGAAAGAAUCCCUCCAGGUCCCUCAUCUACUGGAAUUAUCCGUGAGGUGAACUCCUCAACUAAAGAAGCAGAUAACUCUAACAUGAGGGAGGACAAAAGUUCUGAUAUGUCUGAACAAGCAGAAGAAAGGAGACAUCUGUUAGCUACAAGAAGAUAUCCUGAGGCUCAAAGGUUGACCCAGGAAAUCUCAGAUUCAAAAGCAUUUCUAAUGAAGGGAUCACAACCAGAUUCAUUAAAUGUAAGGGAUUUACCUGUUAGUAAUCACGAGGGUGAUUUGGGGAAUGGGUAUCAACAAGUGGGAAUUCCAAACCAAACUUCCUCUGUUAUGGGCAUAAGUAAGCAGAUGAAGCCUGAGACGGUUAGCUGGACUGGAAUUGGCAACCAUAAUGAGGUUUUCAAGGGAUUGCUACCUGACUCUGCUGUUUUGCAUGAGUCAGUGUCUGCAGAUAAUGUUUCAAAUCAGUCUCAAAGCCUUAAUGACUGUAAUGUUCUAGGAAAUCGGCAUGCUGAUGGUCAGUUGCCUAGUUUUCCAUUAAGAGAGCAUUGGAAGCCCGUCUUGGGAAUGGACGGUGAACAUAACACAGUGUUAACAGUAAAGGAUGCUAAUUUGUUGUCAAAGCAUGUGAUUCAAGAUGAUCCAAAGCUUUCUGAUAUAGAGAACAAAAGCAUUUCAGAUGGAUGCAAAACAGUUCCUGUUGACAACACACACAAAAAUGGCACUCCUUUUACAGACCUGGAAACGGAUCAAGAUGAGGAAGAUAUCUCAGUAUCAGCUGAUCUACCACCAUCUCCAAAGUAUACGACGUCAGAGAAGUGGAUUAUGGAUCAGCAAAAAAGGAAACUUCUCACGGAGCAAAAUUGGACACUGAAACAGCGAAAAACAGAUCAAAGAAUUGCCGUUUGUUCCGACAAGUUAAAGGAAACUGUGAGCUCAUCUGAAGAUAUCUCUGCAAAAACCAAAAGUGUCAUUGAAUUGAAAAAGCUUCAGUUGUUGGAGCUUCAACGCCGUCUCCGGAGUGAUAUUCUGAAUGAUUUUUUCAAACCAAUAACAGCUGAGAUGGAUCGCUUGAAAUCAGUCAAGAAACAUAGAAUAGGUAGGAGAUCAAAGCAACUUGAAAGGUUUGAGCAGAAAAUGAAGGAAGAACGACAAAAGAGGAUUCGUGAAAGGCAGAAGGAGUUCUUCAGUGAGAUAGAAAUUCACAAGGAAAGGCUGGACGAUGUAUUUAAGAUGAAGAGAGAACGCUGGAAAGGUUUUAAUAAAUAUGUAAGGGAGUUCCAUAAAAGGAAGGAACGGAUACAUCGUGAGAAGAUUGACAGAAUCCAGCGAGAGAAGAUUAAUCUAUUAAAAAUCAAUGAUGUCGAGGGGUAUCUUCGAAUGGUUCAGGAUGCAAAGUCAGAUCGUGUUAAACAACUUCUGAAAGAGACUGAGAAAUAUCUUCAAAAGCUAGGGUCCAAACUACAGGAAGCAAAGUCCAUUUCAAGUCACUUUGAGACUGAUAUGGAUGAGAAUCGAACUGCAAGUGUUGUUGAGAAGAAUGAGUUUUCCAUCGAGAAUGAGGACGAAACUGACCAGGCAAAGCAUUAUAUGGAAAGCAAUGAAAAGUACUAUCUGAUGGCUCAUAGUAUAAAAGAGAGCAUUGCGGAGCAGCCAACUUGUCUUGUGGGUGGAAAAUUAAGAGAGUAUCAAAUGAAUGGACUGCGGUGGUUGGUUUCUCUGUACAAUAACCAUUUAAAUGGAAUUCUGGCUGAUGAAAUGGGCCUUGGUAAAACUGUUCAGGUUAUUGCUCUAAUUUGUUACCUAAUGGAAACAAAAAAUGACAGAGGACCUUUUCUGGUUGUUGUACCAUCCUCUGUUUUACCUGGGUGGGAGACAGAAAUUAACUUCUGGGCCCCCAGUAUACACAGAAUUAUCUACUCAGGGCCUCCAGAGGAGCGGCGAAAGCUAUUCAAGGAAAGAAUUGUUCAUCAGAAAUUCAAUGUCCUGCUGACGACGUACGAGUAUUUAAUGAACAAACAUGAUAGACCAAAACUGAGCAAAAUACAUUGGCAUUACAUUAUUAUUGAUGAAGGCCAUCGCAUAAAGAAUGCUUCUUGCAAGUUGAAUGCUGAAUUAAAGCACUAUCAAAGCUCUCACAGAUUGCUGUUGACUGGAACACCCCUUCAGAACAAUCUUGAGGAAUUGUGGGCACUGCUCAACUUUUUGUUGCCCAAUAUUUUUAACUCGUCAGAGGAUUUUUCUCAAUGGUUCAACAAACCGUUUGAGAGCGGUGGUGAUAAUUCACCUGAUGAAGCCUUACUAUCUGAGGAGGAGAAUCUUCUGAUUAUAAACCGUCUUCAUCAAGUCCUGCGACCAUUUGUACUAAGGAGACUGAAGCACAAGGUUGAAAAUCAAUUGCCUGAAAAAAUUGAAAGACUUGUAAGAUGUGAAGCUUCCGCGUAUCAGAAGCUUUUGAUGAAGAGGGUUGAAGACAAUCUUGGUGCUAUUGGAGCUUCAAAGGCUCGGUCGGUUCACAACUCUGUUAUGGAGCUACGUAAUAUAUGCAAUCAUCCUUAUCUCAGCCAGCUUCAUUCGGAGGAGGUUCAUAAUUUAGUCCCUAAGCAUUAUCUGCCUAAUAUUGUGAGACUUUGUGGGAAGCUGGAGAUGCUAGAUCGUUUACUGCCCAAGCUAAAAGCAACAGGUCAUCGGGUUCUUUUUUUCUCUACGAUGACUAGGCUGCUUGACGUUAUGGAGGACUAUCUCUACUGGAAACAGUACCCGUACCUUCGCUUGGAUGGACAUACAUCUGGUGGUGAACGUGGAGCCCUAAUUGAUAAAUUCAACAAACCGGGUUCCCCUUUUUUUAUAUUUCUGCUCAGCAUUCGGGCUGGAGGCGUUGGAGUGAAUCUUCAAGCUGCUGAUACUGUAAUCAUAUUCGACACAGAUUGGAAUCCACAGGUUGAUCUUCAAGCACAGGCAAGAGCUCACAGGAUUGGCCAGAAAAAGGAUGUGCUUGUUCUUCGUUUAGAAACGGUCCAAACUGUUGAGGAACAAGUUAGAGCCUCAGCUGAGCAUAAACUGGGAGUCGCUAAUCAGAGCAUUACUGCUGGUUUCUUUGACAACAACACAAGUGCCGAAGAUCGAAGAGAGUACUUGGAGUCCCUCCUGCGGGAGUGUAAGAAAGAGGAGGCUGCUCCUGUUUUAGAUGAUGAUUCUCUGAAUUAUCUUAUUUCCCGCAGUGUGUCAGAGAUUGAUAUAUUUGAAUCAGUUGACAAGAAGAGGCGGGAGGAAGAGAUGGCAACGUGGAAAAAGUUGGUAUCAGAACAGGGGCGAGAUGGUUCCGAGCCUGUUCCUUCCAUGCCUUCCAGGCUCCUAACAGAAGAUGACUUGAAACAAUUCUAUGAAGUGAUUAAAAAAUAUGAAGCAUCAAAUGCUGGGGUGGUAUCUAAUGUGGGGAUGAAGCGGAAGGGUGGGUCUCUUGGUGGGCUUGAUACCCAACAUUAUGGAAGGGGAAAACGAGCAAGAGAGGUGCGUUCCUACGAAGAGCAAUGGACAGAAGAAGAAUUUGAAAAAUUGUGUCAAGCUGAGUCUCCUGAAUCCCCAAAAGUGAAGGAAGAAGUGCUAGAAAAGCACUUGCCAGAAGUUGCGAGUGGGUCUAUUGAAGUCUGUGUUAAAGCCGAACCACCAGCACCGCCAGAACUGCCACCACCAGAACUGCCACCACCAGAACUGCCUUCACAACCUAUUGUAGAGUUGCCAAUACCGCAAAGACAAAUGGUAACACCCCCAUCUAGACGGGGCCGUGGAAGGCCAAGGAAAGCAACUGCAGAAAUCCCUCAAUCUCCAGUGGUUCUUCCCACACCAUCUGGAGACAGCAAAAUGGAUAUGAAGUCCCAGAGUGAAACAAUUUCUAGCAGUCCACCUACACCGGCUCCUGAUUCUUUACCUAAUUCUGCUACUGUAAAAGGUAUUACUGGGACCAUCCCUCAGUUUGGUGUAUUGAUUGCUCCUAGCUCUCAGCCAACCCAGCUUCACCCUUCUAUUGAUGUUACCUCAUCAAUUACUGUUCCUUCCCCUUCCAUACCCGUGCAAGUUAAAGGACGAAGUCAGAACACCCAACGUGGAGAAAAAGUACCGCGGCGUAGGGGGAAAAAACAGAGUGUAUCACCUGCUGUUCCAGUUCUUCCAACUCCUGCAACUGGUGAACCAGAAUUGGGUUUACAGGGAGGAGCGAUUUCCAGUUUGCCAAUGGCUUCUGGACAAAAGUCUCCAAAUGGUGAAAAAACACCCCGGCGUAGGGGGAAAAAACAGAAUGCAAUAUCACCUACAAUUUCUGCUGCUCCUGGAACUAUCCAAGCGGACAUCGCUCUACACAGAGGAAACAUUUCCAGUUUAUCAAUGGCCUCUGGUCCUGGUUCUGUUGCUGGCUCUAUUAUUGUAUCUAGUGUUAGCAAGGAACAAGGUCCCGUUUCGCCUGUUCCACUUCCAGCAUCUUCUCAAACAAGCAAAUUGGAGGUAAAAAGUGAUAUCUCUGCUGAACCUGUUGGGAAUAUGAUAGAAUUGAGACAGCAAAACAAAGAAAACAGAGAAAUGGUUGAUUUAAAGCAGGAUACAAUAUCGACUGUUGUUCCAGUUCUUCCUGCUUCUGGAACUGGCAAACCAGACAUCGUUUCACAGAGGGAAACAAUUUCCAAUUCCCCAAUGGCCACUGGUCCAAAGGCCCAACGUAAAGAAAAAGCACCCCGCCGUAGGGGGAAAAAACAGGCUGUGAUGUCACCUGCUGGUCCAGUUCUUCCAGCUCCUGUAACCGGCCAAGUAGACAUUGGUUCACGCAGAGAAAAUGUUUCGGUUUUUCCAAUAGUCUCUGGUAGUGAUUCUGUUUCUGGCUCUAAUACCGUAAAUUGUCUUAGCAAGGAACAAUAUCUGGUUUCACCUGUUGCCCCAGUUCUUCCAGCAGCUUCUGCUAGGAAACAAGAUCUGGUUUCACCGGUUGCUCCAGUUCUUCCAGCAGCUUCUGGAACAAUCCAAUUGGAUGUACAAAGUGAGUCCCCUGCGGAACCUCUCAAGAAAACGGUUGAUCCAGGACAGCAUGGUAAGGAAAAGUUGGAUAUAGGAAGUACUAUGAUUGUUAUUUCUAAAGUUGACAAGUCUCUUGGCGGUGGAAAUGUUGUUGUCUCUGAUGUUGUACCUACCUCAAGUGACCUUACAACAAAGAUGUCUGAAAAUCAAUCUGGAGAAGUAGAUGCAAAAGAAAAUGUGAGCAUUGUCCCUGUUCUUGAUGAAACCCUUGUUUCAAGGCCUGAGGUAGCUGAGAAUCAAAAUUCCAAGGAAAAGUUCUCUUCAACAGCCUCUUCUUUAAAAACAACUCCUCAAAAUUUGGAGCUUCCAAUUGAGAAGUAUGAGAAUCAAUUUAAGAGAGGAAUUGAUGCAACAGUACAAGAGAGCGAGGUUCAUGUUCUCGACGAGGCACUUGUUUCAAUGCCUGGGGUGAUUAAGAAUCAAAGUUUGGAGGAAGAGGCAUUUUCAACUUUAUCAACUUCAGGAACUGCAACUCCAAUAUCAGACCUUCCGAUUGGAAAGUCUGAAAGUCAACCCGUGAGAGAAUAUUCUGCAGAAGCACAUGAGAACACUGAUCGGGAGGCCCUUGUUUCAAUACCUGAGGUGGCUGGGAAUCAAAAUUUGGAAAAGGCUUUUUCAGCUUCCUCACCAAUUCCUGUUUUGGACCUUUUAAUUGAAAAGUCUGAGAGUCAAUUUGGGAUAGAAACUGAAGCAGAAGUGCAAGACAUUGUCUCUGCUGUUGUACCUAUGUCAAGUGAUCUUCCAGCAAUGAUUUCUGAAAAUCAAUAUGGAGUAGAUGCAAAAGAGAAUGUGAAUACUGUCCCUGUUCUUGAUGAGACCCUUACUCCAAGGCCUGAGGUGGCUGAGAAUCAAAAUUCUGAGGAAAAGUUCUCUUCAACAGCCACUUCUUUAAAGACAGCAACUCAAAUUUUGGAGCUUCCAAUUGAGAAGUCUGAGAAUCAACGUAGUAGAGAAAUUGAUCCAGUACAAGAGAAUGAAGGCCAUGUCCUUGAUGAGGCAAUUGUUUCAGAGUCUGGGGUGAGUAAGAAUCAAUGUUUGGAGGUAAAGGCAUUUUCAACGUUGUCAACUUCAGGAACUGCAACCCCAAUAUUAGACCUUCCGAUUGAAAAGUCUGAAAAUCAACCUGGGAGAGAAUAUUCUGCAGAAGCACAUGAGAACCCGGAUCGAGAGGCCCUUGUUUCAAAACCUGAGUUAACUGGGAGUCAAAAUUUGGAGGAAAAGGCUUUUUCAGCUUCUUCACCAACUCCAGUUUUGGACCUUUCAAUUGAAAAGUCUGAGAGUCAAUUUGGGAUGGGAAUUCAAGGAGAAGUGCAAGAGGUUGUUUCUGAUGUUGUAUUUACGUCAUGUGACCUUCCAGCAACAAUUUCGGAAAAUCAAUAUGGAGAAGUAAAUGCCAAAGAGUGUGUGAAUACUGUCCCUGUUCUUGAUGAGACCCUUGUUUCAAGGCCUGAGGUGGCUGAGAAUCAAAAUUCUGAGGCCUCUUCUAUAAAAACAGCAACUCAAAUUUUGGAGCUUCCAGUUGAGAAGCCUGAGAAUCAAUUCAAGAGAGAAAUUGAUGCAACUGUACAAGAGAACGAAGGCGGAACUGCAACCCCAAUAUUAGACAUUCCGAUUGAAAAGUCUGAAAGUCAGCAUCAGAGAGAAUAUUCUGCAGAAGCACAAGAGGACACGGAUCACCUUCUUGACGAGGUUGCUUCAAAGUCUGUGGUGACUUUGGAGGAAAAGGCUUCUUCACCAACUCCGGUUUUGGACCUUCCAAUUGGAAAGUCUAAGAGUCAAUUUGGGAUAGGAACUGAAAAAAAAGUGCAAGACGUAUUCGCUGAUGUUGUGCCUAGGUCAAGUGAUCUUCCAGCAGAGAUGUCGGAAAAUCAAUCUGGAGAAGUAGAUGCAAAAGAGAAAGUGAACGCUGUCCCUGUUGUUGAUGAGACCCUUGUUUCAGUGCCUGAGGUGCCUGAGAAUCAAAAUUCUGAGGAAAAGUUCUCUUCUACAGCCUCUUCUUUAAAAACAGCAACUCAAAUUUUGGACUGUCCAAUUGGGAAGUCUGAGAAUCAAUUUAAGAGAGAAAGUGAUGCAACAGUACAAGAGAACGAAGGCGGAACUGCAACCCCAAUAUUAGACCUUCCAAUUGAAAAGUCCGACAGUCAACCUGUGAGAGAAUAUUCUGCAAAAGCACAAGAGAACACCGAUUGCCUUCUUGACGAGGCCCUUGUUUCAAGACCCGAGGUGACUGGGAAUCAAAAUUUGGAGGAAAAGGCUUUUUCAGCUUCUUCAUCAACUCCAGUUUUAGACCUUUCAAUUGAAAAGUCUGGAACUCAAUUUGGGAUAGGAACUGAAGCAAAAGCGCAAGACGAUGUUUCUGAUGUUGUUCCUAUGUCAAGUGACCUUCCAGAAACGAUGUCAGAAAAUCAAUUUGGAGAAGUAGAUGCAAAAGAAAAUGUGAGCAUUGCCCCUGUUCUUGAUGAGACCCUUGUUUCAAGGCCUGAUGAGGUGGCGGACAAUGAUGCAACAGUACAAGAGAACGAAGGUCAUGUUAUUGACGAGGCACUUGCUUCAGGAACUGCAACCCCAAUAUUAGACCUUCCGAUUGAGAAGUCUGCAAGUCAACCUGGGAGAGAAUGUUCUGCAGAAGCACAAGAAAACACCGGUGUCCCGUGCCCAGAUGAUGUAUUGGUGGGACAGACUUCGGCAGUUACUCCCACUGCUGGCCAAAAGGAUGAUGUUCAGUGCCCGGAAAUCCCUGCUCUUGAUGCUCCUGCCGAUGGUUCUUGCGCAGGAACUCCUAGCAUUGAGGUGGAUUCAACAUUGAGAUCUGAAGGUGCACAGGAGUCUACUACUCGUGGAACAGAGAAUCAAACUUUGCCUCCAUGUUCAUCACCUUAAAACUUUGUUACAGUUGUAUGAUUCUUACUGUGUCCCUAAUUAUUGUUUACGAUAUAUGUGCUUACAUCAUCUUCCUCUUUCCUUUCGUUUUGCUCUUGUAAAUACACAUUGAACUAGCCAUUAACCACCUUAUUACAAUAUUAAUGUUUAUACAUGGGAUGCGUAGGUUGAUUA
This is a messenger RNA of Cornus florida, 10007 nucleotides long. RefSeq names its product chromatin structure-remodeling complex protein SYD. Gene Ontology annotation, molecular function: DNA binding; ATP binding; ATP-dependent chromatin remodeler activity. Gene Ontology annotation, biological process: positive regulation of transcription by RNA polymerase II. Bases 123 to 9833 code for a protein of 3236 amino acids. NCBI's taxonomy places the organism in Eukaryota, Viridiplantae, Streptophyta, Magnoliopsida, Cornales, Cornaceae. The record is from RefSeq and is a predicted model, not a curated record. The transcript is spliced from 32 exons. Gene Ontology annotation, cellular component: nucleus.